UCCUGUGUGUUCACUGGUCCAGGGCGGUCGCGGAUCCCAUACAGACAGCUGACCAUGAUAUUCCAUCCUGCCAACUGGGCUUUUCGAAGCAGUGUGUGGUGCUGGCGAAGCCGGGCUGUCCUUAAAGCAGCGCUGAAGGCCUCGGACGUCAACGGUUGCCGUUGGUACUCGACCCCAAUUCGUGGCGGUGUCACGGGCAUGGAGGAGAUACUGGCGAGGGUCGUUGCACCUUUACCCACAUACGAAACGAGAGACAAAUACCCUCCUCCCCCCGAAUCAAACAGCUUGGAGUUCAUGCACUUUUACGGAAGUCUCGACAAGGAAGACAAACUCGGCUUCCUGACGAAGCUGUCGCAAGACUUCGGAGUAGACCACAAGGGAGUUUCAGAGCUCGCUUUGAGGCUGUUGGACGCUCAGCUACGAGACUUGGUGACCAUUCUGCAAAUUGAAGACAGGCUGCGAUACGGCCUGACUCCCCGUUAUAAACAGUUGCUUAACCAUAUAAGCAGGGCCGAGGGUGGGGUGAAGUUUCUGGUGGAUCUCCGAGCCGAUGUGCUUGAAAUAAUCUCAUCCAAAGCUUGCGAGACCCCGCACAUAAGGGACCUGAACGGCACCCUGAAGAGCUUGCUGUCCGAGUGGUUCUCUGUAGGUCUGCUCCGACUGGAGAGAAUCACCUGGCAGUCCCCCUGCGAGAUCCUGCAGAGGAUCAGCCAGUACGAGGCAGUGCACCCUAUAAGGAACUGGACGGACCUGAAGCGCAGAGUUGGGCCAUACCGCCGUUGUUAUGCCUUCACCCAUGCCGCCAUGCCAGGAGAACCCCUGGUUGUACUGCACGUGGCCCUCACUGAAGACAUCUCUGAUAACAUUCAGAGCAUCGUCCGUGAGUUCGCCACUCUUGACUUCGAGGAGGACGUGAAUAAGAUAAAUGCAGCCAUCUUCUACUCCAUCUCCUCCACUCAGGCUGGCCUUCAAGGGGUGGAGCUGGGCAACUACCUCAUCAAGAGGGUGGUCCGAGAACUACAGAGCGAGUUCCCUCACAUGGCCCAGUUCUCCAGCCUGUCUCCGAUCCCGGGCUUCUCCUCCUGGCUCCAAGGUCUGCUCAGCCAGUACAAGAAGGAAGGCCGGGGCUCUGACCUCCUCUCUGAGCAGGAGUGGAAGGAGGUGGAACAGGCCACUGACUCGGCCCCGGGGUCUGCAGCCAUUGAGGCCCUCCGCAAGCUGAUCGCCACUAGCGAGUGGAUGCGUUCUGAGCGCCUGACCCGCGUCCUGGAGCCCGCCCUGAUGAGUCUCUGUGCCUGGUACCUCUACGGGGAGAAGAGGCGAGGCUACGCUCUCAACCCAGUGGCCAACUUUCACCUGCAAAACGGCGCCAGCAUGUGGCGGCUUAACUGGAACGCUGACACCAGCCCAAGGGGCGUGGCAAACUCUUGCGGCAUCAUGGUGAACUACCGUUACUUCCUGAACGAGACGUCUAAAAACAGCGCUCUUUACCUGCAGAAUAAGGUCAUCGCUGCGUCGGAGCAGGUGCUGGGGCUGGUGUCCCAAUUUCAGAAGAGCAGCAAACUGUGAGAAAGAGACAAGGACAAACCCACAAAUACAAAUCUGUUCCGUUAGAUGGCACUUGACAUCAUUAAUACGUUAACUGACAAACUCAAUGAUAUAAUAUUUGACAUUUUAAAACUGCUUCAGAGACGUCAGCUGAUAUUGUUUUUGAAUUGAAAUUAGAACUUUUCCCACAUGACGUGUCUCAUCCCAUCGUCUGUAUGUAGUGCAUAGGUUAGGCUUCUUGCCUCAUUGGGUUUCUGGUUGAAGCUGUUUGAUAUUGUGUAAGUGCCUCUCAGGCUGAGAGACUGUAGCUAAUGAAGCAGGAGGCAUCUAUCAAUGCAUUACCAUGUUCUUGGAUAACAGUGUGUAAUGGUGAAGCACGAGCAAUGAGGGAGUGCAGCUACUGGAAUAAAUGAUGUUUAGAUUCUUU
Molecule: messenger RNA, 1975 nt
Organism: Anarrhichthys ocellatus (wolf-eel)
Lineage: Eukaryota; Metazoa; Chordata; Actinopteri; Perciformes; Anarhichadidae
Gene: mlycd
Product: malonyl-CoA decarboxylase
Exons: 5
Coding region: 55-1569 (504 amino acids)
Biological process (GO): malonyl-CoA catabolic process; fatty acid biosynthetic process; acetyl-CoA biosynthetic process
Cellular component (GO): peroxisomal matrix; mitochondrial matrix
Molecular function (GO): malonyl-CoA decarboxylase activity
Source: RefSeq, a predicted model, not a curated record